AUGAGAAUUGUUUCAUUAUUCUUGAAGAAACAGUUGUUGUCCACACAGAUUGCCUACCGUAAUCUGAAAACUGUGAAGACCGCAUUGCCAAAACCACCAGUCCCAACAUUGGAGGCAACACUUGACAGAUAUCUCGAAUACGCUGCUGUCGUUGCUGUUGGCCAAAGAGCAUCGCUUGCCACGACCCAUGAUGCUGCACAGAAGUUCGUUCGUCAAGCAACUCCACUUCAGGAACAACUUCUGGAGAUUUCUCAGAAGUCGCCAAACUGGGCCACAAAAUUCUGGCUGCCUGAAAUGUACAUGCGUGUUCGGAUCCCAACUCCAGUCAACUCGAAUCCAGGGUAUAUCUUUCCAAAAGUGAAGUUCGAGACACAAGAAGAUCACAUCAAGUAUACGGCACUGUUGACAAGAGGGCUUUUGGAGUACAAGAAUUUGAUUGAUACAAAACAAGUGUGCCGUGAAAAGUCGACUGGUGCUCAAAAACUCCAGAUGUGCAUGGAACAGUACGAUCGUGUGCUCAGCUGCUACCGUGAGCCGGGAGUCGGAGAGGAUACGCAAAUUCGAAAACAAAAAACCAACGAUGGAAAUGAGCAUGUGUUGGUGAUGUGCCGUAAUCAGACAUUCAUUCUUCACACUAGAAUCAAUGGAGCCCUAGUUUCAUAUGCGGAUGUUGAGCAUCAAUUGACAAAGAUUGAGGAGAUUUCAAAGAUCAAUCAGAAUAAUACCACAAAGAUCGGCGCAUCUGGUGUGGGUCCACGUGACGAUGCGGCACUGUUCUGGCAAGAUAUGCUAACCGUUGAGCAGAACUGCAAAUCUUAUGAAUGGGUCAAGUCUGCGCUCUUCGUGGUUUGCCUGGAUAUGGAGGAUAAUGUGAACUAUGGAAAGAAUGAUAUUCUGGAUAUUCCAGCCAAGGAGAAGGAGUUUAUUGCUCGUGGAUACUCCACUUUAACCGGUCAUGGAUCAUCCAAAUUCGGACUCAAUCGCUGGUACGAUGCCACUAUUCAACUGGUUGUUUCUUCAAGUGGUGCUAAUGGAUUAUGCAUCGAACACUCGACUGCAGAAGGUAUUGUGAUUAUCAACAUGGCUGAAAGUGCAAUCAGAUAUGCUCAAAAGUACUUUAAGAGCAAAAUGGUGUGGAAUGAUGUACGCAAUGUGCACCCGAAAUCGCUUACCUGGCAUUUCAGUGAAAAUUCCAGAAAUAUUCUGAAGAAACAAGCCGAGGUUUUUGACGAGUUGGCGAAUGAGAUGGAACUGGAAGUGCUAAUUUUCGAUGAGUUUGGAAAGGAUUCGAUUAAGAAAUGGGGUGUUAGUCCGGAUGGUUUCAUUCAGUUGAUUAUGCAAUUGGCACAUUAUAAAACCCAUGGCCACCUGGUCUCCACCUACGAAUCUGCUUCUGUCCGCCGUUUUGGUGCCGGUCGAGUCGACAACAUCCGUGCUAACACUCAAGAAGCUCUGGAAUGGGUUACUGCAAUGACUUGUAAAAAGGAAACUAAGGAACGCAAACUUGAACUUUUCAAGAAAGCAGCCCUCAAACAGGUCAAGGUUACCCUUGAGAACAUCAGUGGUUACGGUAUCGACAAUCAUCUCUGUGCUCUGUUCUGUCUGGCACGUGAACGAGAAGAAGUGACUGGAGAAGAGAUCCCAUCACUUUUCAUGGAUCCAUUAUGGGCUGAGGUGAUGAGAUUCCCAUUAUCCACGAGCCAAGUCACCACAUCCACUGACAUCACUGAUUGCUAUCUGACAUAUGGAGCCGUGGUUCGAGAUGGAUACGGAUGUCCGUAUAAUAUUCAACCGGAUCGUGUCAUUUUUGCACCGACCGCUUUCCGAAGUGAUCGGAGAACUGAUUUGACUCAUUUUAAGAAGAGUUUGGGAGAUGCGAUGAGAGAUGUAAAGGGUUUAUUGAGCAACUGA
Molecule: messenger RNA, 1911 nt
Organism: Caenorhabditis briggsae
Lineage: Eukaryota; Metazoa; Nematoda; Chromadorea; Rhabditida; Rhabditidae
Gene: Cbr-cha-1
Product: Protein CBR-CHA-1
Exons: 10
Coding region: 1-1911 (636 amino acids)
Biological process (GO): acetylcholine biosynthetic process; neuromuscular synaptic transmission
Cellular component (GO): cytoplasm; neuron projection
Molecular function (GO): choline O-acetyltransferase activity
Source: RefSeq, a predicted model, not a curated record